AUCUUCAUUUCUACUCUUAGGAUGAACAGGCAUCUGCCAAAUUUUUGAGAAGACUCAAUAGAAGAAGGCUCAUAUAAAUAAAUGUAUGUUAAAAUGACAUUGUAGUGCUUGAAUCCUUCUCUGGUUUCCCAUGUGACUAAAGCAAGAUCUUUCUGUAAGUUUUCCCUUUCACUGGAGCCAAAUUACAAGCUCUAGAACUCAUGGGCAGUUAUUCAAUUGGCAACAGUUAGAAAUGGAGAGAAUCAAAGAAGUAUCCAAAGAACCAGGACUUUGUGGACAGAAGAAACCUUGUAUAUGCUGAAAUGAAAAGUUCACUGAAACUAGAAGAUGAAUCACAGGAAAUAGCAGUUUGGGGUCUUUGAUCUUCAGCCUGAUAAGAAGAUGCUAUGGUUUAUUCAGUGGGAUCUGAAAGUGACCAGAGUCCCUACAUGAGCAGCUGGUUAUGGUCCUAGACCCCACAGUCAAUGAAAGCUUAUACACUAUACCCACAGAAAAAUGUUUGGAAUUUCUCACAUGAAAUGAGCAACUUUUUGUUUUACUAAAUACAUUAUACCAUGAUAACUUUGAUAGUCUUCAGAGUAAAAUUGAGAAACUGAAAUUGCUCAUGUUGAAUGACCAUCUUCUGGGCUAAGCAAGUAGUUCUGAAUCCAAAGUCAAGUUAUUUUCUGUGUAGAACCUUUCCCAGCCCACUGAACUCUUAAAAACUGGCUAACACCCUUUGGAUAUCACAAUGGAGACGUGAGCCUCCCCUGGACGAUGACCACAGUGUAUGUGAAUGGAGGCCUGGGGAACCCCCGCUAUGCCAGAUGGAAUCGCCGGGAGAGCUAUGAAGAGUAUGGCCAGACUGAGCAUUACCAGGGAGAUGCAGAAGGGCAGCAUCAUAAGCUGACCCCAUUUGAGAAACUCACGCGGGACAUGUCAAAGGAUGAGAAGAUGGUGAGAGAAAUCACACUUGGGAAAAGAAUCGGCUUCUACAGGGUCCGAGGAGAAAUUGGAAGUGGAAACUUCUCCCAGGUCAAGCUUGGAAUUCACUCCCUAACCAAAGAAAAGGUGGCUAUUAAGAUCUUGGACAAGACGAAGUUAGACCAGAAAACCCAAAAGUUACUGUCACGUGAGAUCUCCAGUAUGGAAAAACUUCACCAUCCCAACAUCAUCCGCCUGUAUGAAGUUGUAGAGACGCUCUCUAAGCUCCACCUGGUGAUGGAAUAUGCCGGAGGGGGAGAGCUCUAUGUGAAGAUCAGCACUGAGGGGAAGCUCUCAGAAAUGGAAAGCAAGCUCAUUUUCUCCCAGAUUGUGUCAGCGGUGAAGCACAUGCAUGAAAAUCAAAUUAUUCAUAGAGAUCUGAAGGCAGAAAAUGUAUUUUAUACAAGCAAUACCUGUGUGAAGGUGGGUGAUUUUGGAUUCAGCACAGUAAGCAAAAAAGGUGAAACCCUGAACACUUUCUGUGGGUCUCCUCCAUAUGCUGCCCCUGAGCUCUUUCGGAAUAAAAAUUAUGUGGGCAUUUAUGUGGAUAUCUGGGCCUUGGGGGUCCUGUUAUAUUUUAUGGUGACUGGCACGAUGCCAUUUCGAGCAGAGACAGUGGCCAAACUGAAGAAGUGUAUUCUCGAUGGGACAUACAGCAUACCCCAUUAUGUCUCUAAUCCCUGUCAGAGGCUGAUCCGUGGCGUUCUGCAGCCAAUACCUACAGAAAGGUAUGGCAUCGACUACAUCAUGGACAAUGAGUGGAUGCAAGGAGUAUUACACCCCACUCCCUUGGAACCUUUCCAAUUGGACCCCAAGUAUUUGUCAGAAAAAAGCAUACUUAAGGAAGAAGAGAACGAGGUCAAAAAUACCUUAGAAAAUCUGGGUAUUACUGAAGAGCAUAUCAGAAAUAACCAAGGGAGAGAUGCCCGCAGCUCAAUCACUGGGGUCUACCGUAUCAUUUUGCACAGAGUCCAAAAAAGAAGGGCUUUAGAGAAUGUCCCAAUAAUGAUGCUGCCAGACUCCAAGGAAGGAAACUCAAAGAAAGCAUCCCGUGUCUACCGGGGCAUACGACACACAUCCAAAUUUUGUUCUAUUUUAUAAAUUCAAUUAGACUGCCAAUAAAUUUAAACAGUUUUUGGAUUUGUUUUUAAAAUUUUCCACAAGCAAACUUGGAUUAUGACAAUUUUCUAAUUUUAAAUAAACUCAAAUGGUAAUUUUGCAAUCUAUUUUUCUUUCAAAUUGACAAAGCAAUAAACCCCACUUAGAUUUUCUGG
Messenger RNA from Antechinus flavipes (yellow-footed antechinus), 2237 nucleotides. It is a transcript of the gene NIM1K, whose product is annotated as NIM1 serine/threonine protein kinase. Gene Ontology annotation, molecular function: tau-protein kinase activity; protein serine/threonine kinase activity; ATP binding. Gene Ontology annotation, cellular component: cytoplasm. Gene Ontology annotation, biological process: protein phosphorylation; microtubule cytoskeleton organization; intracellular signal transduction. Lineage: Eukaryota; Metazoa; Chordata; Mammalia; Dasyuromorphia; Dasyuridae. The coding region runs from base 757 to 2064 and encodes 435 amino acids. The record is from RefSeq and is a predicted model, not a curated record. The transcript is spliced from 3 exons.